AUGUUCACCAAGUUCACCACCAUCGUCGCGGCUGCUGCUGCCCUUGUCUCUGCCAACCCUCUCCCUCGAGGCGAGUCUGGCUCUUGCAGCGUCACUCCCCAUGACAUGUACUCUAGCAGCAUUGGAGUCUUGGGCUGCAAGAUCAACACCAACCGCGUCGCCUACUGGCCCGGUUCCGUUGACUGCAACAACAUCUGCGUCAAGGUCUCCAACGAGGGCCGCUCUGUCUACCUCCUCAAGAUUGACUCUUCCGGCGGUGCCCACGACAUCUCUUACGAUGCCUGGAACUACCUCGGCUUUGGCAAGUCUGCCACCAAGGACCCCCAGAUGGGCGGUGGUAUUAACAUGGAGUACGAGUACGUCCACGCCUCCAAGUGCAAGGACCUCCUCGAUGACGGCAAGCUUCCCCUCGCUGCCGCCAACUCUAUGAACUACGUUGCCUCUUGCUUGAGCGAGCCCAAGAGCUGGGUCGCCCAGAACUACCAGCUGUACAACAUCAACGACCCCGUCUGCAAGCACGGCGUCAACGAGAAGUGCCACCUCAACCUCGCUGUCAGCAACCAGCCUGAGUGCCCCAGCGGCCUCGGUUCCGUCAAGGAGCUCAAGAUGAAGGUUGAGAACAUUCUCUACGGCACUGGUGAGAAGGCCGCCGCCCUCUAA
Molecule: messenger RNA, 660 nt
Organism: Fusarium poae
Lineage: Eukaryota; Fungi; Ascomycota; Sordariomycetes; Hypocreales; Nectriaceae
Exons: 1
Coding region: 1-660 (219 amino acids)
Source: RefSeq, a predicted model, not a curated record